This is a messenger RNA of Penicillium diatomitis, 2610 nucleotides long. Its product is annotated as putative GARP complex subunit Vps53. The record is from RefSeq and is a predicted model, not a curated record. The coding region runs from base 1 to 2610 and encodes 869 amino acids. Gene Ontology annotation, biological process: retrograde transport, endosome to Golgi. NCBI's taxonomy places the organism in Eukaryota, Fungi, Ascomycota, Eurotiomycetes, Eurotiales, Aspergillaceae. Gene Ontology annotation, cellular component: GARP complex. The transcript has 3 exons.
AUGACUGUCGUGAACAGCGGCCACAUGCCGCUAGACGAGGUGUCUUCUCAGGACGCUCUGGAUGCAGUGAACUAUGACCCCAUCGAGCAUCUGAAUGCCAUAUUCUCGCAUCCUUCUACCCUCUCCUCCGUAUCUCAAGUCACCUGCGCCCUCCACUCCUACGAGGAUGAACUAGACAACGAGAUCAGCGCCUUGGUUGAGGAACAAGUGACAUCCAACGUGGACAGUGUGGAAAGGAUACAGACAGCUAAAGCUGAUUUGUCCGAGCUGUUCAAGAAAAUCGACGACGUUCGCGAGCGGGCAUUGAAGACCGAACAGGCUAUCACCGACAUGACCGCCGAUAUUAAACAACUGGACAACGCGAAAAAGAACCUGACCUUGUCCAUGACGGCGUUGAAGCGGCUACAGAUGCUCACAACUGCUUAUGACCAGCUUCACGCGCUGAGCCGAACUCGGCAAUACCGUGAUUGCGCACAGCUACUUCAAGCUGUCAUCCAACUCAUGGCCCAUUUCAAGUCGUACCGGUCGAUUGAUCAAAUCGCAAUGCUGAGCAAGAAUGUGGCAGACAUUCAACGAGAUUUGUUGGAACAGGUCUGCGAGGAUUUCGAAAUCGCCUUCGCCAAGGGCGAGAUCUCCCAGAAGCGCGGCAUCCUCUCCGAGGCAUGUCUUGUUGUGGACGCGCUGGGAGAGCACGCUCGAUCUCGGCUUGUGACCUGGUAUUGCAACACACAGCUUCGCGAAUAUCGACAGGUCUUCCGUAACAGUGAGGAGGCUGGAUCACUGGACAAUAUCUCGCGCAGAUAUUCCUGGUUUCGGCGGAUACUCAAGAUCUAUGACGAGGAGAACGCGGCCAUCUUCCCACCUGCGUGGCGGGUCAAUGAAAUCCUGGCCAAUGUCUUUUGCGAAGGCACCAGGGACGAUUUCAAGGGAAUUCUUUCCCGGUCGGUGCGCAGCGGUCAGACGAUCGACGUCAAUCUCUUGCUUGCCUGUCUGCAGGAGACCCUCGACUUUGAGCAUUCCCUCGAGAAACGCUUCGCUCCAUCGCGCCCAUCGACGGAUACGUUCACCUCCACCACGAACGAGACUCGUGUUUUCAGUCAGUCCAUUUCCGAGGCUUUCGAGCCAUAUCUCAGUGUCUGGGUAGAUGCACAGGACAAACAGCUCGCUGCGCUAAUACCGAAAUAUCGGCAACAGCCGUUGCGCCCUCCCGACGAGGAAUUCAACUCCCAUAUUGUCAUCGGCUCUUCUACUGAGCUUUUCACAUUCUAUCGUCAUUCUUUACAGCAAUGUGCCAAGCUCUCCACGGGUAGCAGCUUGGCUGAGCUGGCGAAAGUUUUCGCUAAGUACUUGGACAUGUACGCCCAGCAGGUUCUAUUGAACUAUAUCAGCGAAAGACUUACCGGUCACACCCCCUCCAAAGUGCCGAGCCUUGAGGACUUGAUCUCCGUGCUCAACACUGCGGACUACUGCUACACUACCUGUACUCAAUUGGAAGACAAGAUCAAGGAUCGAUUGGAUGAAUCUCUGAAGCAGUCGGUUGAUCUUCAAAGCCAAGCCGAUUCUUUCAUGGGGAUUGCAUCCGCGGCGGUGCGAGGCCUUGUCCGACAAGUCGAAGUCGACAUAGAACCCAGCUGGCGAGAGAUGCGCAAUACUCCAUGGGGUAAGCUUGAAGCAGUAAGUGAUCAGAGCUCGUACGUGAGCGAGCUCCUAUCACGUACCAAAGCCAAAAGCUCGGAGAUUCUAGAACUCUUACACAAGCAACAAUAUGCCCGAGCGUUCUCCGAUCAUCUGGUCGAAAUGAUGUCGAGCAUGUUCAUCAACAAUAUUUUCCAAUCCAGGCCCGUAUCUGAAACAGGUGCCGAACAGAUGCUUCUUGAUUCGUAUACGCUCAAAAGUGGCCUCACCUCAUUGCUGCCCGCUCCCGCUCCUGCUGGCUUUGUGAAGCGUGUGAACAGCAGCUUCUUCAAGAUCGAGACCUUACUCAAAACCCUUCAAGUCCGCCCAUCGCCACCCGAAGCCCUGGUCCAGGCAUAUCUCAUCCACAUCGCGGAUAGAAACAACAACAACUUCCGCAAAAUUCUUGACCUAAAGGGCAUUCGUAGCAGGCAGGACCAAAACCAUCUCGUGGAGCUAUUCCAGGUUCACCGAGCAUCUGACCGCUAUGCCUCCACUCUCCAGCAGAGCAACCCCAUUCUCACUGCGCUGCAAGCUCCCGCCGCGAGUACCACAGUAUCGGUUUCGCACGGGCUGAGCUUGGGCGGCGCCGGAUCGAUGCCGUCUCGAUUCGAUGCCUCUAUGCUCGGCUCUGCAAUCAUGUCCGCAGCUAAGGACGGCGUCGACCGCUUCGGGAAUCCCAGUCUUGGCUCUCUUGGGUCAUCGGGUCCAGCCGGAGCCACAGGCUCGUCGUCAUCUACCUCCGGGUUCGGAGCCAUGUCGGGCACGGCAUCCCCUGCACCAGGUGCAUCUGCCCAGCAUACUGGAUCCUUGAACCCGUUGGAGAUCACCGCUGCGGGCAAUUUGAAUGAGAAUUUGAAAAAUAUUGGGAAAUUUUUCCGCCGGGAUCUGGGUGGAUUCGGUGGGCGAUUUGGACGUGGGACCGAGGAUCCCUAG